GCAAUCGUCAGUCCAGUGCUCAUCCGAAGUGCUGGGCUUGAGAGUGAGUGAUGACUGUAACAGGGGCAGCUGAAGCUUAGCUGUGUGGCUCACAGAAAAAGGUAUACAUUGUAUUUCUCUGCUUUGGUAGCAGGUGCAGGCUCUUUACUGAAGGGAGAGUUGCCUAAAAGGAAAAGAAGAGAUAUUUUGAGUGGAUUUUAUUCUGGUUUUUCUGACUGCUACACUAUAUAUUAUCAUUAAGACCUGGAGGCAUGGGGGACACUGGCACCUUUGACUUUUAUCUUGCUGUUUCCUAUUUCUGAAAUCUUAGAUGCAUCCUUAGUUUUAAAAUAUUUUUGGGGUGUGACUAUUUUUGGUCUCAGCUGAUUAUCUCAAGCUAAAUAUACACUGUAUUGUUGUGGACUUGACAGUGUUCUAGGGGCACCUUUGGACCCCAACUUGCAACCAACAUUGACUAACUUGGCUAUAGCAGUGAGAGGACAAUGCCUGGAUUAUCCUAUAAUAAGCGACUCUAUAACUUGCCUGUUGGAAGCUGCAAAUGAAUCAGGGACUGGAGGCUGUCGGUUAGCUGCUGGCUGCAUUCCACCAGUUUGUCUGAAGACUGUAAACAUCUUGACAACCUUCACUAGCUGGUAGGAUACACGCACAACGAAAGAGACAACAGGAUCACCCUUCACACUCUGGGUCAGGAGGGAUUAGUUGAAGAAUGCUGGUCCCAGGUGCCCAACAGGAAGAUGGUGAUGCGUUGGCCAAGAGCCACAGCUGUUAGAUGGUUGCUGUUGAUGCUCGUAUGGCAGUGGACAGUGCUGGGCCACCUCGGCUGGGUUCUGGCCCUGGCUGAGGGGCAGCAGAGUAACAACCCCUCGCUCACUGCUGCCAGCACCGGACACCAGAGUGGCGACCAAUUGGAUUGGCUGCUGUCUGAGAAGGGACCUUUCCACCGUUGUCCGGAAUACACAGAGUUCAAAGAACGCUUCCAGCAAGGCUUCUCCACACGCUAUAAGAUCUACAGGGAAUUCAGCCAUUGGAAAGUAAACAGCUUGGCCACAGAGAAGAGGGACGUUUUUAAGGCCCCCUUGCCACUGGCGCCGGAGUUUCUACGCAACCUGAGGCUGCUGGGUCGAAGGCCAAGUCUGCAGCAGAUCCACGAGAACUUGAUCAAGAAAUAUGGGACACACUUUCUGGUGUCUGCUACGCUAGGAGGAGAAGAAUCGUUGACAAUCUUCCUGGAUAAGCAGAAGCUCAGUAAGAAAUCGGAGGGGCAGGGAAACAGCUCAGUGGUCUCCCUGGAAGUACUGCAUCAGUUGGCUGCUUCUUAUUUCACAGACCGCGAGAGCACCUUAAGAAGACUUCACCACCUACAGAUAGCCACCUCCGCCAUAAAGGUAACAGAAACUAGGACUGGGCCACUUGGAUGCAGUAACUAUGACAGCCUUGAUUCUGUUAGCUCUGUCUUGGUACACAGUCCUGAAAAUAAAAUACAUCUAAAAGGUUUACAGGAUGUCCUUCCAGAAUUCCUCCGGAACCGUUUUGUGGAGGCUGCUCUCAGCUACGUGGCAUGCAACACUGAGGGGGAGCUUUUGUGUCGUAACAAUGACUGCUGGUGCCGCUGCUCUGCCAACUUCCCUGAUUGUAACUGCCCCUUGGCUGAUAUCAAAGUCAUGGAGGAAAAUCUGCACAAAAGCAAGGAAUCCUGGACCAACUUCAACACUGAAUUUAUGGAAUCAGAUGAAUUCAAGGCCUUCAUGAAAAAACUACCAACGGACCGUUUUUUAAACACAUCCACGGUAUUCAAGUUUUGGGCAACAGAUGCAGCUCUCCAGAAGCGCUACAGCCAAUUGGAGAUCAGCACCAAUUUGGUUCUUGGGAAAGCCCAGAAGAUUGUGAGGAAACUCUUCACUCUGAGCAAGCGCUGUCCCAAACUGCCAAGGAUCAGCCUCUCUAGAGAAAGGACACCAGGAUUUUGGCUGAGCAGGGCCCAGUCACUCCUGUACUGCAACGAGCAUGGAAUCCUGGGCACGUUUUCAGAGGAGAUGCAGAGCUGCACCUGCACUGCAGAGCACAGUAGCGCCUGCCAGGGGACAGUGCCCUGUGAGGUCGGAGAGGGGUCAACUUGCCUCUCAUGUGCCCCGGACAACAUCACCCGCUGUGGCUCCUGCCACCCUGGCAACAUCCUGCACCUGGGCUCGUGUCGGCCCAACAUAGCAAACUCUCUGGACCACUACCUGAACAUUGACUUUGACAUGCCGGACACAGAGGUCAAGUAUCUGCUCCAGCAGCUGGACAGUCACAUGGAGGUCCAUGCCAUCUACAUCAGCAAUGAUGUGCGUCUGGGCAGCUGGUUCAACCCGGCCUGGAGGAAACGCAUGCUCCUCACUCUAAAGAGCAACAAAAACAAAUCCAACCUCAUUCAUAUGCUAAUGGGAAUCUCAUUCCAGAUCUGCUCCACUAAAAACAGUACCCUGGAGCCUGUGCCUGCUAUCUAUGUCAACCCAUUUGGGGGCAGCCAUUCGGAGAGUUGGUUCAUGCCUGUCAACCAGCAGGACUUCCCAGACUGGGAGAGAACUAAAUUGGAUGCCUCUCUGCAGUGCUACAACUGGACGCUGAUGCUGGGCAACAAGUGGAAGUCCUUCUUCGAGACGGUGCACAUUUACCUGCGCAGCCGCAUCCUGACCGACGACCCCACUGUCAACGAGACCCUUUUCUACGAGCCCCUGGACCUGGACGACCACACGUCCAACCUGGGCUACAUGAAGAUCAACAGUCUCAAGGUGUUUGGCUACAGCAUGCACUUUGACCCAGAGGGCAUCAAAGACCUGAUUAUGCAGCUGGACUACCCGUACACGCAAGGAACCCAGGACGCAGCCUUUCAUAUGCUGCUGGAGAUGAGAGACCGCAUCAACCGGCUCUCCCCGCCCGGAGUGCAGGCAUUGGACAUCUUUUCAUGUCUGCUCCGACACAGGCUCAAGCUCUCCACCAGCGAGGUGGUGCGCAUCCGAGACUCCCUCCAGAUUUUCAACUCCAAGCUGCCCAAUUCCUCUGAGGCAGAACUGGGCCAGUUAUGCAGCUAGCUCAGUCUAAAUUAGGGUCCAGAGAGUGCUGUGCUGCUGGUUACUCUUCAGUCAUCCGCCAAUUUAUCCAUCUGGUUUGGAAAACAUGUACAUAUAUUUCUGAGAUGUCUAGAACAUUCCUAUACACUUUGCUGAAAGACUGCGGCGUGUGUUGAAUCUGUUGAAUGUGGAGUGAUGUCAUGACAACAGAUAGAGUUUUUAAUAUAGAAAGCAAGGAACUCAGAUGAGUUUUCAAAAGGAUCACAAUGGCUGUUCAUCUGUUGGCAUGAAGUUGAGGAAACGGAACAGGAUUUCCCUUUCUAACUUUUUUUAUUUGGUUACAGAACAAUUUAAUUUAAAAGGGAAAAUAUGAUGUGCUGAAUGAGUUGUUGAUUAUGCUUAACGGUUUAUUUUGAUAAUCCUUCACAUUUGUUUAUCCUUGUCUUUACAUUUUAUCUUUCGUUCAAAACCAUACAAGAUAUGUAUUUGUGCUUAUGACUGAAUCGUUCUAUUCAGCAACAUUACUUUACCAAAAGAAGGUGAACAUUGUGGCAAACUGAGUGGCAUAAAUGUCUUAAAUGUUGAGUUGAGUUUUUCAGCGGACUUCAAAAUGAAUUCUUCUGACAAGGUUACUAAAGGUCUGUGUAUACAGCUCUGUAAAUAUUGCUCCAUCUAUGUGGAAAGUGCACAUACCUUUUAUUUGAUAACCAAGUGCACACACCUUUUAUUUGAUAACCAAGUGCAAACACCCCAAAAAUAUUUGUAAAAAAAAAAAAAAUCAUGCCUUAUAAUGGAGAGUCAAUAUUCAGAUAAAAAGCACAUUUAGUUCAGUUUAAUUUCCUAGCUAGAUGUUUUGAAUAUAUUUUGCAGACAUAACACCUUUUUUGGAAUAGGCUAACUGUAUUUGCAUUCUAAUGAGUACACUGUAUUGUGGAUCUUACCUGUAAAUGCCAGUCACAAUUCCAGUUAAACAUAUUGCAGAAUUGUAUUAUUUUUUAAACUAGUUCUUUAACUCAAAUGUUUAUUAAUGGUAUUCACGGUAGGCCUAGAUUGGAACUCAAAUUAACAUGAGCUGAUAAACUGGAGACCAUGCAUUUCUCUUAGUAUAGUAUAUUCCAACUGGAUAUGUUUCAAAUCUUUUACACGGAUUGUGAUGGUUCAACAAUUGACCAUACUGCUAUAUCUAUGUCAUAUGAUAAAAUACUAUUUGACCUUUCAUUAUUUACAAAACCUACAUCUUGAGUGAAAAAUUGCUGUCAUAAAUCUACUGCUGGAAUAGCUGUGUUUCUAGGAUUUAUCAAUUGUACCAUUGGACAAUAGGAACAUUUGGUCUCGACAAAGAACACAUAUUUAAAUGUCCCUCUUCGCUGUACGAAUCCUCUUUGUUACCAUGAAAUGGAAUUACACUGGGUGCUUCCUGAUAAGAUGAAUGUUCUCUAAUAUAUGAAGUGCAGCAUUUGCAAGUUAAAACUCAUUUCCAAGGUUGUCACAGUGCACGGGAACCAAACACACAUUGUCACAUUGCAUCAAACUCACUGUGCUUCUGAACAACCUGGGAAAAACAUCAAACUAUUUUAAUGAGAUGGGAGUCACAAACACAGAGUUUGUAAAUAAAAGUUAUUUAUCUUGAUCUCAUCUAGAAAUCAUCACUUGCCCUUCAGCUAAUCGUCAGGACAGUGAAGGACACCCAAUCAAUCAAGGAGGGUCUAUUAUGCUGUGUAAACAUUUCAAACAUUCCCACAAGAAAAUGAGGGAAAUGGGGUUGGCAAUUUUUCUCCAAUGAUUUAUUAUGUUUUGAGAGUCCAAUAAUUUAAUUUAUGUUGUGGUAUUGGUCAAAUAAAAUGUGGUCCUUGUACUUAU
This is a messenger RNA of Oncorhynchus keta (chum salmon), 4910 nucleotides long. RefSeq names its product BMP/retinoic acid-inducible neural-specific protein 3. The record is from RefSeq and is a predicted model, not a curated record. NCBI's taxonomy places the organism in Eukaryota, Metazoa, Chordata, Actinopteri, Salmoniformes, Salmonidae. The transcript has 8 exons. Bases 735 to 3071 code for a protein of 778 amino acids. Gene Ontology annotation, biological process: negative regulation of mitotic cell cycle; positive regulation of neuron differentiation.